Leptinotarsa decemlineata (Colorado potato beetle) is the source of this 4338-nucleotide messenger RNA. RefSeq names its product xanthine dehydrogenase/oxidase. The record is from RefSeq and is a predicted model, not a curated record. Lineage: Eukaryota; Metazoa; Arthropoda; Insecta; Coleoptera; Chrysomelidae. Gene Ontology annotation, molecular function: 2 iron, 2 sulfur cluster binding; iron ion binding; FAD binding.
AUUCAACGAAAGUUAUUCACGGUGUAAGGAAGUCAUUCUGUUCGUGAAUGGAGAACUUUGUAGAGCUGACGUCAGAACACUCUCACCAACAACGACGCUCAACACGUACUUACGGGAAUACUUGAAUUUAACUGGAACGAAACGUUUAUGUCUCGAAGGUGGAUGUGGGACCUGCGUGGUGUCCGUUUCCAAGAGAAACCCAGUCACUCAGAGUUAUGAAGUAGUAGCAGUAAAUUCUUGUCUGGUUUCGAUAUUUUCAUGUUAUGGCUGGGAAGUCACAACGAUAGAAGGAAUUGGCAACUCAGACCAACCUCAUCCCCUACAGAGCGCUAUAACAACAUUCAACGGUACGCAAUGUGGUUACUGUACUCCUGGGAUGAUCAUGAACAUGUUUGCAUUGACGAAAUCAGAUGAACAGCUGACGGAAGAAAAAGUUGAGAAUUCUUUUGGAGGAAAUAUUUGCAGAUGCACCGGUUACAGGUCUAUUUUGGCAGCAUUCAGAUCUACAUUAGAAAAUCCUAUCGGAGAAGUAUCAUAUCCAGAUAUAGAAGAUAUAUACAAAUGUGACAGAGCACAAUGUUUUCCAUCAUGUGUAGCUUCCAAUUCUCCUGUUUACUAUGAACCUGAAGGCAUAUGCUGGAUAAGAGUAUUCAAAUACGGUGAUUUACUUCAGAUAUUGAAAUAUUUUCAGAAUGAAAACAGAACGUAUAUGUUGGUUGCUGGCAAUACUGCAAAAGGUGUAUUCAAAUCAGAUCCCGAACCUUCUGUGUAUGUAGACAUACAAAAUGUAGCCGAGCUGAGACAGUAUGAACUCAAGAAAGAAUCUGGUUUGAUUCUGGGUGCUAAUAUGUCGCUAGCAUCUGUAAUGAAACUUUGCGAUGAAUUAUCAGUGACAAAUACGAAAUUCGCAUAUUUGAAGAAAGUUUCUCAACAUUUUGAUUGGAUAGCAAAUACACCUGUUCGGAAUCUCGCUACCUUAGCUGGAAAUCUAAUGAUGAAGCACUAUCAUCACGAACUGUCAUCGGAUAUAUUUUUGAUUUUGGAAACUCUUCGAGCUACUUUGACCAUAGUUGAUACGAGUGACAAGGAAACAGUUGUUGGUCCUUCCGAAUUUUUGGCAAUCAAUAUGGAUUACAAAGUGAUAAAGAAAAUAACUUUACCGCCUCUGAAUGAAACUUAUCAUUAUGAUAGCUUCAAGAUAAUGCCAAGGGCUCAAAAUGCUUCAGCAUUGGUGAGUGCAGGAUUUUUAUUUCAAAUAACCAAAAAGCUUGAAGUGGCUAGUGCUAUUAUUGUCUAUGGUGGAAUAAAUACAGAGUUCGUACAUGCAACAAAAACCGAAAUUUAUCUGAAGGGCAAAAUGUUAUUUGAUAAUGAUAUUCUACAAGCCGCCUUCGCAACUUUGGACGGAGAGAUUAUACCCAGCUACUCCCCACCAAGUUCACAACCUAGCUUCCGAAAAAAAUUGGCGAUAGCACUCUUCUAUAAGUACAUUCUAAGUAUAGCUCCUGAAAAUUUAGUUUCUGCGAGAAAUCAUAGUGGAAAAGGGGGAUUGAUACGUCCAUUGUCUACUGGUCUUCAAAGUUUCGAGACAAAGAAGAACAUUUAUCCCGUAUCUGCACCAGUAACGAAGAUAGAAUCAGUUUACCAAACCACUGGAGAGGCAGCAUAUCUCUCUGAUAUACCAAAUUAUCCUGGCCAACUUCAUGCUGCAUUUGUUCUAUCUAAAGCAACGCCGAAUUCUAAGAUUGUGAAAAUUGACCCAAAAUUUGCGCUGAACAUGUGUGGAGUCAUUGCCUUCUUUGACAAAAACGACAUACCUGGAAAAAAUACCUUCACUCCCUUCGAAGCAGGCCUUUUUGCCACGCAUCCAGUGGAAGAAGAAUUAUUCUGUGAUGGUAUAAUUAAAUAUUAUUCCCAGCCAGUAGGUAUAAUAGUGGCAACUUCUCGAGAAAUAGCUGAGAAAGCAGCAGAUCUGGUUGCGGUAACCUAUGAGAAGGGAAAAGAAAAACCAUAUUUCAAUAUAAGACAAGUCUUGGAAGAUAACGCAACUGAUAGAAUAAUUCAGGAUAUAAUCAAGGAACCCGAAAGAACUGGAGAUGAUAUCGUCCACAUCAUUCAAGGAAAAUGUGACGUCAAUUGGCAGUUUCAUUUUCAUACGGAAACUCAAUAUUGUAAUGCCGUCUACAAGGAAGAUACUCUAGACUUAUACCCCACCACUCAGUGGCUUGACUUAUCUCAAUCUGCAGCUGCUGCAAUUCUGAAUAUUCCUGCCAACAGAAUCAACGUUUCCGUAAAACGUCUCGGCGGUGCCUUUGGCGCCAAAAUCGUCAGAAAUGCCAUGAUAGCAGGAGCAGCAGCUUUAGCAUCAUUCAAAUUGAAGAAACCGGUAAAGAUUUGGUUACCAUUCGAGACAAAUAUGCGAAUAGUCGGGAAAAGAAGUCCAUUGUACAGUGAUUAUGAAGUAGCAACAAAUGCUAAAGGGGUUAUUCAAAAUAUGAAAAAUAUGAUUUAUGCCGAUCAUGGUCAAGGCGGAAAUGAGGAUACAAUGUUUUUGUUGUUUGAAAUUAUGGCCACCUACAAUACAGAGACAUGGUAUGAAAAUUCAAGUUAUGUUUCUACCAACAUGCCAUCCAGCUGCUAUACAAGAUCACCAGGUAACUCAUUUCAUUUUAGCGUCUUGACGAAGUUUCUAUUCAGAGACGAUAGCUUGGCGAUUUAUGAAACAGAAAUCAACGUUUCCGUAAAACGUCUCGGCGGUGCCUUUGGCGCCAAAAUCGUCAGAAAUGCCAUGAUAGCAGGAGCAGCAGCUUUAGCAUCAUUCAAAUUGAAGAAACCGGUAAAGAUUUGGUUACCAUUCGAGACAAAUAUGCGAAUAGUCGGGAAAAGAAGUCCAUUGUACAGUGAUUAUGAAGUAGCAACAAAUGCUAAAGGGGUUAUUCAAAAUAUGAAAAACAUGAUUUAUGCCGAUCAUGGUCAAGGCGGAAAUGAGGAUACAAUGUUUUUGUUGUUUGAAAUUAUGGCCACCUACAAUACAGAGACAUGGUAUGAAAAUUCAAGUUAUGUUUCUACCAACAUGCCAUCCAGCUGCUAUACAAGAUCACCAGGUGCUCUUGAAGGAUUUACGAUGCUCGAAGCCAUCAUGGAACAUACUGCUGUAGCCAUAGGCAUGGAUCCGUUGGAAUUUAGAAUCCGUAAUAUUUCUAAGACUGACCCUCGCAUAAUGGACUAUAUAAAUGAGAUGAAGAUAUGGGCAGAAAUAGAUGAAAGAAAGCUGCAAAUAGAGCAAUUCAACAAGAAUAAUCGUUGGAAAAAGAAGGGGAUAUCUGUGGUGCCAUUGAUUUAUCCUAUUCCCUUAUUUUUUAGUUACAGUGUUAUACUGUCCAUAUAUCAUUCUGAUGGAUCUGUGGCCAUAUCCCAUGGGGGUGUAGAAAUUGGACAAGGAAUUAAUACUAAGGCGAUUCAAGUUGUUGCUUACAAAUUGGGAAUUCCAAUGGAUAAAAUCACGGUUAAACCUAGUAAUAAUCUCUCAUCAGCUAAUUCUCACAUGACCGGGGCUAGUAUCACCAGCGAAUCUGUGUGUUGGGCACUUAUUAAGGCAUGUGAUAUUCUUUUAUCAAGAAUGAAGCCAAUCAAGGAUAAAAUGGUAGAUCCAACAUGGGAAAAAAUAGUCGAAGAAUGUUACAAAAAUCACAUUCAUCUAACUGCUACUUCCAUGAAUUCUCCCUUAGAUCCAGAGCUGGGUAAUUACGUAGCAUAUUGUGUUUGUGCCUCUGAAAUUGAACUCGAUGUCCUAACGGGGCAACAUCAAAUUAGCAGGGUAGAUAUAUUAGAGGAUGUUGGUUAUAGCUUGAAUCCACUGAUAGACAUGGGACAAGUAGAAGGUGCUUUUAUCAUGGGCGUUGGUUACGGUACGACAGAAGAAAUAGUUAUUGGACAAAAUGGAGAAAUGCUGACCAACCGCAGUUGGAAUUAUAAACCACCAGGAGCAAAGGAUAUUCCAAUCGAUUUCAGAAUCAAAUUUCCAGGAAACAAUCCCAAUCCCAUUGGCGUGCUGCAUUCAAAAACUGUGGGCGAACCACCAAUAUGUUUGUCAGUUACUGUGCCUUUGGCGAUUCGUCAAGCCGUGGCUUCUGUUCGAGCAGAAGCUGACGUAGAUGCUCCAAGGUGGUAUCCAAUCCAUGGGCCUUCUACAGUGGAAAACACUUUUGUAAAUUGUCUUCACGACUACAGCCAGUAUACGCUAUGAAAAUGAAAAAUUAUGAUUAUGUAGUAGUAAAUAUAUAUUAGUAUUUCUGUAGUUAUAUACGACCUAGUAAUAAAUACAGGUUUUUUUUAUAA